Molecule: messenger RNA, 804 nt
Organism: Fusarium pseudograminearum CS3096
Lineage: Eukaryota; Fungi; Ascomycota; Sordariomycetes; Hypocreales; Nectriaceae
Exons: 4
Coding region: 1-804 (267 amino acids)
Source: RefSeq, a predicted model, not a curated record
AUGGCGCCCAAAAUCUUCCUCACUGGAGUUACUGGCUACGUUGGUGGCACUACGUUCGCCAUGUUGCAUGAGACUCACCCAGAUUACGACUACACACUCUACGUUCGAAACCAAGAUCGUGCCAAAGUUAUUGCCGAAAAGUUCCCCAACGUCAAAUUCGUGUACGGCGAUCUUGACAGUGUUGACGUUAUUGAGAAGGCGGCUUCUGAAGCUGAUGUUGUCGUCCACACGGCUAACUCUGCGGACGCACCCGAGGCUGCCAAAGCCAUCACAAAAGGCCUGGCCUCUACCCAUACAGCCGAACGCCCAGGAUAUUACGUUCAUCUCUCAGGUGCAGGUAUCCUUACUUGGUAUGACAUCAGGCACAAUCGCUACGGAGAACCACCUCUUCUCGGGCAGAGCUACGGCGAUAUCAAGGACAUUGACCGUAUCCUGAACUUGUCCGACGAAGCAACCCACAAAGAUGUUGAAACAAUUAUUCAGAGCAUCGACUCGGAGGCCGUCAAAUAUCUCAUGGUAUCUCCUCCCGUAAUUUACGGAGCAGGCAGAGGUUUGGUUCACAAGCAGAGCUUCGCGAUUACAGAGAUAGUCAGAGCAACUGUCGACCUCGGCUACACCCCAAUAAUCGGGGCUGGCAAGGCAAAAUGGGACAAUGUCCAUGUUGAGGAUCUCGCAGCGCUCCUCGCAAAGGCUGUGGAAGCAUCACAGGCCUCAUCCAAGGAAGAAAACGACUCGGAAACCUGGGGUAAAAAGGGCUACUACUUUGUCACCACAGGAGAACACCAGUGGGAUGAUCUCGUAUAG